GAGUUCCUAACCUCAAUCAUUCUCGCAUUUUUGCACCCAAAAAAACCGUAACAGACGUAUAUAUUUAUAGCAUGGUUUUCAAAACAGCUAUCAAUUUCAUAAGAGCCCGAGGUCCAGAUGAAAUUUGGCGAAAACGCAGAAUUUUCAAAUUAGCCGCCGGUUUCCAAGGCAGAAAACGAAGCUGUUAUAGUAUCGCUGUAAGGUAUGUCCACAGGGCUUUAGUCUAUGCAACCAAAGGCAGGAAAUUGAAGAAAAUUGACAUGGCUAAUUUGUGGGAAACUAGAAUAACUGCUGGAUGUGCAGAACACAAUUUAGAAUAUCCCAACUUUAGGGAAGGCUUGAGCAAAGCCAAUGUGUUGUUGAACAGAAAGACACUGGCUGAUCUGGCAUGUUUCGAGCCUUAUUCUUUUAAAGCACUCACAGAGAUUGCAAAGCAGGCUUCCCAAGAUGGUUUGGCGGGUAUUUCAAAGUCUAACACUCCCAGUGGAGUUAUAACUAGGAGUAAUAUUAAGUAAAAUUGUUAGUUUAGUAUUUUUGUUGAAUAUAUUGUAGAAAUGUUUA
Messenger RNA from Aethina tumida (small hive beetle), 561 nucleotides. It is a transcript of the gene mRpL20, whose product is annotated as 39S ribosomal protein L20, mitochondrial. Bases 72 to 515 code for a protein of 147 amino acids. Gene Ontology annotation, biological process: ribosomal large subunit assembly; translation. The transcript has 3 exons. The record is from RefSeq and is a predicted model, not a curated record. Lineage: Eukaryota; Metazoa; Arthropoda; Insecta; Coleoptera; Nitidulidae. Gene Ontology annotation, molecular function: rRNA binding; structural constituent of ribosome. Gene Ontology annotation, cellular component: ribosome.